AUGAAUCAUGUUCAUGAAUAUUUUCCUUAUUAUUUUCAAAACGUCACUCAAUGAUUCAAACUCAAGAUCACAAGAUCAAAAAAGGCAAAAUACCAAACUUUAACCAUCUCAUAGAUGAUAGUGGAAGUUGACAUAUGCAUAGCAUGCCUACAUCUAUGCAUCAAUAAAACAAAUAAUUUGCACUAAAAAGUAAAAAUGUUUCGCGAAGAUCCACAGAAUUCAUCCGUUCAAAACAUGGAUUCCAUUACUAUUGAUAUGGUGCUCGAGAUCCAGAAAGAUUUGGAUCCUUAUGAUAUUGUAUCUCUGGUAUUUUUGUUAUAUGAGAUACCAGACACAGCUCUUCAACGUUUGAUCGUCUAUCAAAAAGUAUCAAAAGAUCAUGAAUAUGAUAGUAUGAAUCUUUUACAUCAGUGGGCAUCGCAUGCGCAACUUCGACCUACUUGGAAGUAUGAAUUUUUAGAAUCACUUUGUAUUUGCAGGCUAUACAAUGUAAUAAGAAAACUAGGUUUCGACGUACCAACUGUAAAACAACGCUAUCAACCUAAUAAUAUUACUUUUAGUACCCAUGUAAAUCCUAUUAAAAAAGUUUUAUACAACUUAUGUGAAAAUACUACUUCAGAAGUUAUGUUCAAAUUAAAAAAAACAUUGCUGUCCUAUGGUAUUGAUACUUCAGACCAUGAGAGUUGUGAAUUGAUAAUAUUAGAACUGAUUUGCAGAAAAUUUAUUGUAUUCCAAGAUUUUAGCAGAAACACUACCCCUGUGAAGGUUGACACUCAAAAAUUAUGUCAGAUACUAGAUCAUUUCCCUGUAUUUGCUUCAUAUGUUGCACAUCUCAAGGAAUUAGAGGACAAAUUCAAUGGUCAACACAAUUCAACUAGCGUCAAUGUGUCUACCAGCACUCCAAUUAAAACGGCAGAAGAAAAUUAUGAGUUCAAAGAUAAUAAAGUUGGAGAAAGUAGCUUUGAAGAAGUAUAUGAACUUCUAAACCAGAUGAACCUUGAAGAUAUACCUAGUAAUUUGAAAGCUGAUAAUGUCCUUUUAAAUAAGGAUGCAUAUAUAAUAAAGAACCCCAAAAGUGUAGGUGUAUGCUGUAUUAUUAAUCAAGAAAUAUUUAACCCAUCAAAGGAAAAUAUAACAAAAAAUAUAUACAUAAAUCUUCCUACAAGAAGUGGUUCAACACAGGACCAAAUUGCAUUAGAAUCAACCAUGUCAGCACUUAAUUUUGAAGUAAGGGUUGGAAAAAAUUUAAACCACAUUGAAGUUUUUAAUUUUAUUAAGGAUGUGAUAAAAUACAAAGUUCGUGAAGACCAUAGUGUUUUUAUGCUGUGUAUACUUUCCCACGGUAUUAGGGGACAUGUCUAUGCUGCAGAUUCAGUAAAAGUUAAGAUAGAGGACAUACAAAUUUUAUUAGAUUCAGAUAUAGCUAAGAAUCUAUAUGGAAAACCUAAGGUUUUAAUUUUGCAAGCAUGUCAAGUUGAUGAAGAACCUUAUAAAGACGGAGGCUUAGUUGCUGAUGGACCUUCUCCUAAUUAUUUUAUGAGGAAAUCAGAUUUUCUAAUUUAUUGGGCUACUUCACCCGAGUUUAAAGCUUUCAGGCAUGAAGAAAAAGGAUCAAUAUUCAUCCAGUUUCUUUGCAGUGCCCUAAAAGAAAAAGCUCAAAAAGAGCAUGUGUAUGAUAUAUUUACAAAAGUGAAUAAUAUAGUUACCAAAAUAUGUGCUAAAGUUAAGAAGUUGCAAGUACCAAUAUUUGAAUCUACACUAAGGAAAAAGCUUUUUUUACAUAUACCAUCACAAUAAGGGUGUCCGUACAAUCACAAUGGUAGUUUAAUGUGGUAAUACACAUGACAAAAGUUAAUGCUCAAAAACUAUUGCAAUUUUAAAUGUUAAACCAUAUAAGUUAUGAUAUAAUGUAUAUGGCAAGGAAAAUUUAUAUAAAUACAUACUUCUAUGUAUUUAUAACAAAAUAUUUAUUGGAUGAAAUAAGAGUUUGUUAUUUAUUGAUUAUCUGCAAUUUAUAAAUGAAUAAAUAUAUUUUGAUUA
Molecule: messenger RNA, 2040 nt
Organism: Colias croceus (clouded yellow)
Lineage: Eukaryota; Metazoa; Arthropoda; Insecta; Lepidoptera; Pieridae
Gene: Dredd
Product: caspase-8
Exons: 2
Coding region: 196-1797 (533 amino acids)
Biological process (GO): proteolysis
Molecular function (GO): cysteine-type endopeptidase activity
Source: RefSeq, a predicted model, not a curated record